GAACGCUGCUGCAGCCAACUUCACGUUGCUUUGGUCUUUUCGCUUUCCUCGUCGUCAAAAUGGCAAAUCGCGGUGGACGUCAUGCUCGUAAUGAGGAGUCGGACAAUACCAUAAACUAUGUCCAAUGUGACGGUCUGGCCGUCAUGAAAAUGGUGAAGCACUGCCAUGAGGAAUCCAGCAACAUGGACCUCGCCCAGGGCGCCCUUCUCGGCCUGGUGGUGGACAAAUGUCUGGAGAUCACCAACUGCUUCCCGUUCCCCAAGAGCGGCGACGAAACUAUGGACGAGGAAAUGUACCAGCUGACUGUGAUGCGUCGCCUUCGUCGCGUCAACGUGGAUCACCUGCACGUCGGUUGGUAUCAGAGCUCUGAUGUUGGCAACAGCCUGUCGCUGGCUCUCCUGGAAUCGCAGUACCACUACCAGACCAGCAUUGAGGAGUCCGUCGUUGUGGUGUACGAUACCCAAAAGUCAUCCCGUGGAUUCCUGUGCCUGAAGGCCUACCGCCUUACCCCGCAGGCGAUCCAAAUGUACAAGGAUGGUGACUUUACGCCCGAGGCAUUCCGCACUUUGAAGGUGGGCUACGAGAGUUUGUUCGCCGAGAUCCCAAUUGUGAUCAAAAACUCGCCGUUGACCAACAUCAUGAUGAGCGAGUUGAACGAGCUUUUGCCAGAGGACAAGGGACACAACUUCCUGGAUCUUGGUACCGCUUCCGUGCUGGAGAACCACAUGCGCAGCCUUAUUGAGCGAGUGGAUGAGCUUUAUCAAGAGGCUGUCCGCUACAACAAGUACCAGCAGGUCGUCUUCAAACAGGACACGGAGAAACACCGUGCCCUGGCUAAGUUGGCAGCUGAGAAUGCCGUGCGUACCUCGAAGGGUGAACCCACUGUUCCUGAGGAAGAAGUCAUCAAACAGUUCCGCCCCAUGCCCGUGCCUGCCCGGCUCACGGCUACAAUUACCUCCGGUCAGAUCAACACCCACGCCCAGCACAUUGCCCAGUUCUGUUCGCAGUCGCUGGCCAAACUCUUCAUUACCGAAUCGCUGCAGAACGCCAAGGAGGCCAAGGAAACCAAGUAGACUAUUUUAUGUUAUACGUUUUUUUCGAGACCGAAGCAACAUUCAUAAUUCAAACAGCGAAUAUUGUGCACACUGAUGACGAAAAUAAAACUACACUCCAUUAGGUGUGCUUGGAAGCGAAA
Molecule: messenger RNA, 1195 nt
Organism: Drosophila ananassae
Lineage: Eukaryota; Metazoa; Arthropoda; Insecta; Diptera; Drosophilidae
Gene: eIF3h
Product: eukaryotic translation initiation factor 3 subunit H
Exons: 3
Coding region: 60-1073 (337 amino acids)
Cellular component (GO): cytosol; eukaryotic translation initiation factor 3 complex; cytoplasm
Molecular function (GO): translation initiation factor activity; metallopeptidase activity; protein binding
Source: RefSeq, a predicted model, not a curated record